This is a messenger RNA of Cooperia oncophora, 786 nucleotides long. The record is from the annotation of a GenBank genome assembly. NCBI's taxonomy places the organism in Eukaryota, Metazoa, Nematoda, Chromadorea, Rhabditida, Trichostrongylidae.
AUGCUUGGAACUUUGCAGGGUAUCGCCCCAACCUUCAGACUGGCGAAAAUUUGCUCCGAUAUGAACAAACCAAAUGGCCAGUAUGAAUUAGAAAACAGCUACGAAAAAGUCAUGGAUUUCCUCCGCGAACUACCGAUUCGUAAGGAGUGUUUCCUGCGUGUUGCUCUUGGUCUUCCCGGUCGUCCAUCAUCGUCUGAUCCACGCAGAAAGAGUAUUUCCACCGAGAGGACCUUUACACCGACGUCGAGUCGCGAAGCACUGACGGAAAUAAUGGAAGAUGUUUGUGACAUGCUUGUUAAAGAUACAAAACGUGCAGGAAUUGUCGGUGGUCGAUGCGUCACUCUGAAACUGAAACUGUCUUCAUUUGAUGUCCUGACACGUUCUGAGACACCCGGGCGACUUAUAUCUAGCCGUGAAGAGAUUCUUGCGAUAACACGUGAAAUCCUAGACCGAGAACUACCAAAUGAGUUCCGUCUACUUGGAAUACGUUUGAGUCAUUUACAGUUUGAAGACGACCGACCUCCAGGAGCGCCAAUUUCGGUUCUGGACUUCUGGAAACGACAGCAAGUCACGGACUUCAACAACUGCACUGUCAACGAUCAGCCAUCCUCAUCGACAACAUCAGAAUCGCCAUCCGCUCCAGACGAGAGAGUUUCAUGUCCAAUUUGUGGAUGUUUUCUACAGAACGACGACAGAGUAGUCAAUCAGCAUGUGGACGAGUGUUUAAACGAUAGGAAACGAAAAGCGACAAUUGACAAUUUUUUUGGAAAAAGAGAGCGAAAAUAA